AUGGCUGAACAUUUAAAAAAUAAUAAAAUUGUAGUUACAGGUGCAACUGGUUAUAUAGCAUCAGCAAUUAUUAAAGAAUUAUUAUUAGAUGAUGAAAUUGAAAAGGUCGUUGCAAUUGUUAGGGAUAAAAGUAAUGUUGAUAAACAUAAAUUCCUUUUAGAAUUAAAGAAUGCAGAAAAGAAAUUAGAGAUCGAAAGUGGUGACCUUCAAAAUGCCGAUUAUGAUAGUAUAUUCGCAGGUGCAACAGGUAUUUUACAUGUUGCAUCACCUUAUGUCUAUAAAGCAGACAAUGCACAACGUGAUAUCAUUGAGCCAGCAAUCCAAGGUAAUUUAAGAGUAUUGGAAGCUGCAUCACGUCACCAAUCAACUAUUAAAAAGGUGAUUAUUACAUCAUCGACUGCUGCAAUAAUUGAUUUAGAGAAAAAGAAAGAACAAUAUGAUGAAUCUGAUUGGAAUGAUAGUUCAAACAUUUCCAAUCCAUAUAGUUAUAGUAAAUAUUUAGCAGAGAAAGCAACAUGGUCCUAUAAGGAGAAUAAUGCCGAUAAAGUUAAAUCAUUUGAAAUUAUCAUCAUUAAUCCUGCCUUUGUAUUAGGUCCACCAGUUGAAGGCUAUCCAAGUUUAAAUACAAGUUUAACAACUUUUAGAAAUUCUCUAAUGAACAUUGGUGAUAAAGUGGUGACCAAUAGAAUGGUUGGUUUAAUUGAUAUUCGUGAUGUUGUAAAAGCUCAUAUCAAAGCAUUGAAAUCCACUGAAAAUUUCGAUCAUAAAAGAUACCUAAUGGCAAAUACUGUAAUUUCUUUUGCUGGUAUGGGUGAAUUAGUUAAAGAAAUUUUCCCACAAUAUCAAAUCGAUCCAACACCAAUUGAUCCCUCAAUUCAAGUUCACCAACAUAAAUUAACUUCAAUUUCACCAUUAAAAUUAACUGAACCAUAUAUUGAUCUCAAAACUACUUUAACUGAUUGUGUAAAUUACUUAAUUAAUUCUAAAAAUUUUAAUCCAAAAUUAAAACAAUAA
Molecule: messenger RNA, 1014 nt
Organism: Dictyostelium discoideum AX4
Lineage: Eukaryota; Evosea; Eumycetozoa; Dictyosteliales; Dictyosteliaceae
Product: NAD-dependent epimerase/dehydratase family protein
Exons: 1
Coding region: 1-1014 (337 amino acids)
Source: RefSeq, a predicted model, not a curated record